AUGGCGGCCGAACCACCAUCUCUUGAGGAAAUUUUGGAAAAGAAAAAGCGAGAGGAAGAAGAAAUGGCCAAGCCGAAAUUCCUCACAAAAGCUGAACGCGCGCAAAUUGCGCUUAAAAAACGUGAAGAAGAGGUUGCACGAAUGCGAGAAGCGCAGAAAAAAGCAGAAGAAGCUCGAAAGGCGUUUUUGAAUGGCGCGAAAAAAGACGAGCGCAAACCGGAACGAGAACGUGAACGCGAUCGAGAUCGAGAUAGAGAUAGAGAUAGAGAUAGAGAACGUGAUAAGGAUAGAGACCGCGAUCGUGAUCGUCGGCGUGAUCGGCGGGAAAGAAGUAGAUCUCGGGAGCGAAGAAGAAGUCGAAGCCGCGAUAGAGAACGAGAUCGAAGGCGUGAGAGAAGUCGGAGUAAAGAGCGAAAAGACCGCAAAAAAGAGGAAAGCGAUGAGGAAAUUGUCGAUAUCAGUAAAAUGCAGGACGCGGUGAAAAGCCGAUAUUUAGGACAGCAGAAGGAAAAACGAAAACGGGGUCGAAGAUUGCACGAGAGGAAAUUCGUGUUUGACUGGGAUGCUGGUGAGGACACUUCGCAGGAUUACAACAAGCUUUAUCAGGAGAGACAUGAGAUUCAAUUUUAUGGGCGUGGCUCGAUUGCUGGCAUGGACGUGAACUCACAGAAGAUGGAGAAGGGAUCGUUCUAUCAGAAAAUCAUGGAGCAACGACGAACCGAGGAUGAGAAGGAGCAAGAGAAGAAUCGGGUGGAGAAGGAGAAGAAGAAGGAGCGCAAAGUUGCGCAUGAUGAUCGGCAUUGGCGAAUGAAGGAGCUUCACGAGAUGACGGAACGAGAUUGGAGAAUUUUCCGAGAAGAUUUCAAUAUUACAAUUAAAGGUGGAAAAGUGCCAAGGCCGCUUAGAAAUUGGGAAGAAGCUGAAUUACCACCGGAAGUUUAUCGUGCUAUCCAGGAGGUUGGAUACACUGAGCCAACGCCAAUUCAGAGGCAAGCCAUCCCAAUCGGUCUUCAGAAUCGCGACGUCAUCGGUGUCGCCGAAACGGGAUCGGGUAAAACCGCCGCGUUCCUUUUGCCGCUUUUGGUGUGGAUUACAAGUUUGCCGAAAAUGGAGCGACAAGAGCAUUGCGACAAUGGACCGUACGCCAUCAUUAUGGCACCGACGAGAGAAUUGGCGCAACAAAUUGAGGAGGAAACGAACAAAUUUGGCAAACUGCUUGGAAUCAAGACGAUCUCGGUGAUUGGAGGCGCGAAUCGCGAAGAGCAAGGAUUCAAACUUCGACUCGGUGUUGAGGUGGUCAUCGCCACUCCAGGUCGUCUUCUCGAUGUUCUUGAGAAUCGCUACCUUCUCCUGAAUCAGUGUACUUAUGUGAUUCUCGAUGAAGCCGAUCGUAUGCUUGACAUGGGUUUCGAGCCUGAUGUCCAGAAGGUUCUUGAAUAUUUGCCGGCGACCAACUUGAAGCCCGACACGGAAGAGUUUGAUAACGAAGAGGCUCUGAUGAAGGGUUUCACGACGAGAGAGAAGUAUCGGCAAACAGUGAUGUUCACGGCGACGAUGUCGCCGGCGAUCGAGCGACUCGCUCGGCAAUACUUGAGAAGGCCCGCCGUUGUUCACAUUGGAUCGAUUGGAAAGCCAACGGAACGCGUUGAGCAGGUGGUCUAUCUGCUUCCGGAGGAUAGAAAACGAAAGAAACUUGUUGAAGUUCUUGAACAAGAAUUCCAGCCGCCUAUUAUUAUCUUUGUCAAUCAGAAGAAGGGUGCCGAUCUUCUCGCCAAAGGUCUUCUUAAACUUGGAUUUAAUCCUACAGUGCUUCAUGGUGGAAAAGGUCAAGAUGCAAGAGAGUAUGCUCUGCAGGCUCUGAAAGACGGAUCCAGUGAUAUUCUGGUGGCCACCGAUGUUGCGGGAAGAGGUAUUGACGUAAAAGACGUUUCGCUUGUUCUCAAUUAUGACAUGGCGAAGACAAUUGAGGAUUAUACCCAUCGAAUCGGAAGAACCGGACGCGCCGGAAAACAUGGAAAAGCCAUCACGUUCCUGACGCCGGAGGACAGUGCGGUGUUUUACGAUCUUAAGCAGAUUCUCAUUGAAUCUCCAUGUUCGACGUGUCCUCCGGAGUUGGCGAACCAUCCUGAAGCGCAGAAUAAGCCUGGAACUUUUGCGCCGAAAAAGCGCCAAGACGAGACUUUGUUUUUAAAAUGA
Messenger RNA from Caenorhabditis bovis, 2196 nucleotides. NCBI's taxonomy places the organism in Eukaryota, Metazoa, Nematoda, Chromadorea, Rhabditida, Rhabditidae. The record is from the annotation of a GenBank genome assembly.